AUGACGAACCCCAACCCCUCCAACUCCCAAGCUGCAGGACAGCCCUCCACCACGCCCAAAGCUCUCACCCCUCUCACACCAACAACCAGCCAAUCCAUGCAGAGCCAUCCCCCCUUUCGCCUACUGACGGGCGCACUCGCCCAACCCAUCCCAGCCGCAUCAACACAUGGUCUCAAGCCUCUGACUCCGACGUGCGGCAACUCAACUGACUUCCUCUCGUUCAGAUCGGAGUCAAAUCAGGUCUUGCCGCCUGUUCCGGCGAGCAGUGCUGCCGCCGCUGAGAAGCAGAACGCUGCCACUAACUCCCUCGCGCCGCCUUCUGAGAAGGCCGAGCCAGCGCAGCAGAAGAAGCGUCCAGGAGGUCUGAUGAGGAGUAUGAUCGCGAAGAAGUUUGAGAACUACUCUUUCAAGAAGUAG
Zasmidium cellare ATCC 36951 is the source of this 417-nucleotide messenger RNA. RefSeq lists its product as uncharacterized. NCBI's taxonomy places the organism in Eukaryota, Fungi, Ascomycota, Dothideomycetes, Mycosphaerellales, Mycosphaerellaceae. The transcript has a single exon. Bases 1 to 417 code for a protein of 138 amino acids. The record is from RefSeq and is a predicted model, not a curated record.